Messenger RNA from Paralichthys olivaceus (Japanese flounder), 2445 nucleotides. RefSeq names its product matrix remodeling-associated protein 8-like. Lineage: Eukaryota; Metazoa; Chordata; Actinopteri; Pleuronectiformes; Paralichthyidae. The record is from RefSeq and is a predicted model, not a curated record. Gene Ontology annotation, cellular component: membrane; cell surface. Gene Ontology annotation, biological process: cell adhesion; cell differentiation.
UGUGAACUUGAAGCUCUCCUCUGUGUUAUCUGUUGAUGCUCACAGCUCAUCUGACGGGCCUUCACCUCCACCGAGAAGAAGAUGCAGCUCGAGAUGACUCUUCUUCAGAUUCUUGCUGUGCUCUUCCUGCCUGGAGCAUGGACUCAGAGCAGCAGCAGACUCGGUGCGGUGGUGGAAACUAAGAACAUCACCUUCCCUGCGGGGUCAAAGGCCGUUCUGCCCUGCCACAGCCCCCGCAUGGUGUGGACCCAGGACAGACUGAAGGACCGUCAGAGGGUGGUGCACUGGGACCUGGUCCGAAGCAGCCCGGAGUACUCCGUGGAGAGAAUCCUGGACAUGUCCCCUGGAGCCCGCCAAAGGGUCUACAAUGGUUUCAACAAAGGACGCGUUUCCAUCCCAGACUCCGCUUUCAAUGACGGCAACUUUUCCCUCGUCAUCGACAAUGUGGUCACAACCGACCGAGGAGUUUAUACUUGUAAUCUGCACCACCAUUACUGCCAGAUUCACCAAUCCGUUCAAAUCCAGCUCAAUGUCACUAAGUCAGUUCGCAAAGAGAAACGUUACUGGGAUGGAGAGAGAACUGUAUUCGUGGUCUUACUGGGCAAGUCGGUGGUUUUGCCUUGUGUGAACCGACGCUCCCUGUGGAGAGAGGGUCUCCAGGAGGACCAGCAGCAGGUGGCUCACUGGGACUUCCAGGCGCCUGGAGUGCGUCCUGACAGGGCCGACCGCCUGGUGGACCUCUACGCCUCUGGAGAGCGCCGGGAUUAUGGCCCGCUCUUUGCCCAGAACAAGAUGAGCGUGGAGGAGGACGCCUUCACGUUUGGCGACUUCUCCUUGUCCAUCUCUGACUUGAAGCCUGUUGACAAAGGCCUGUACUCCUGCCACCUGCACCACCACUACUGCGGCCUUUAUGAGAGACGCAUUUUCAGGCUCACUGUGGCACCUCCACCUCCACCUCCGCCGCCCGCCUCCACAACAGCACCCAGAAUCUUCAAGAAUUAUGAACCUGUGCCAAGGACUGAUGAGGUGGAGGGUCCACGUGUGGUGAACGUCAUCCUCCCUGAGCAUCGAGGUUAUUUUGUGCAGCAUUUGGGAUAUUUCCUGGCAACGUUCCUACUGCUGGCGUUCGUCGUUGUCGCCGUCAUUGUGUUGACAAGACGACGCAAAAAGAGAGGGCUGCAAUAUGAGCUGCGAAGAUCUGAGCGGGGGGACGUGAUCAUCGAGGGUGAUAUGUCAUUAGAGUGCACAGAGCUGAGGCCCUGCAGCCAAGAACCAGUGAUUUCAGACUACAAAAACAACCUACUGAAAGAGAGAGAUAUGACCAAAGACUGCAACAAGGACCUCGAUGGGAAGCUGUGGAAGUGAGUGGGAUAUUUCUGAGCUGCUGCUGCUGGCAGGACCAGGGCAAACACCGGAAGAGUAAAGGAUCAUGGAGAGAAGAGGGAAAAAAGGAGGAAACCCAAGAGAGGACAGGAGGAAUGCUCCCUCUGCUGUAACUCUAGCACACUAAGCUUUUUCACUAAAAGGCAACAUCAUUGUUUGUGUAUUUUUUUAAUAUGCAACUUGCAUUUUCACCAGCUGUACUAAUAAGGUUAAACAUUUAUUUAAUCCUUACUCUUUGCAUUCAUUGGUCUGUUGAUCUUGAAUAUUAGAUAUUUUCUAUCAUCAUUUUUUUUUUAAUUAAAGUGCAUGCUGUUUAUUAAAGUAUGUCUUAUAUGUACUGUGCAUGCCCACAGAGCUGCAGCCUCACAGCUCCUCUUAAUUGUUAAAUAUUCCCUUUUUUUCACAAAUUCUGCUGUACUUUAAUUUGUAAAUGGUUUUAUUCAAAUGUUAAUUUACUGUAUCUCUGUAGACAGUGUUUGGAAACAAGUUGAACUCAUCUCUAUCUACAGAUGGUAAGAAAUUUUUCACAUGUCAUGGUACUGGUUUUUUUCUUCCCUCUUAAACCCUGCGAUGAUGACAAAGUGACUAAAUUUCCCCUUUUCUCUCAAUGUUAUGUAUUUUUAGAAACGCAGAUCGUGAGACCCGGAUGAACAUAUAGUCCCUUUGAAUACAUUUAAAUUAUCAGGUGUCAAAUUAUGAAAUAGUAGGACAGGGGACUAAAGGCUCAGUCUUAACUCGAAACUCAGGACAAAGAAGAAUGUUUUAACCAUGUAUUUGGUUUCCAACGGGCUGUGCAGUAGGCUACUUGUUUGCAUCGGGCAUGUACAACGUAUCCUGGUUUUUAAAACACUGAAUUUUCACGAUUAAAACUGCUGGUUAAUGAUACAGGUUGAUACAAAGCCUCACUGCUCUGUGAGGUUCACUGCAGGAAGAAGUGUGUCUACCAUCUCAGUAAUAAUCACAAAGUCCCAACCCCCCUUUUGAAAUCACUCUCUGCCUCUUGCUCUCUGUCUUACUCACUUGCACACAGUCUAUUGUUGGUUUCUUCUAAUAAAACACUUC